UUCAUUAUCCAGCAUCUCCUCGAAACACUGGGGAUGCCAGAGUGGGAUAGCUCCCGCCUUCUGAAUGCUGCCAUCGAUGCGUUCGAUGACUUUCCGCCAUCGUUCUGGAGAGGUCCACAGCCAGAGCUGCCCGCCGAAGGCUUCGAUGUGGAUCAUUUACUCCACUUGAUCCACCGAUGGAUCCGGCGAUUCCCAAAAUCAGAGGUGACCAACACAGCAAGCUACAGUAAACGAUCAAGGACUACUUAUUCUGCUUUAUCCCUAAUAAUCGACAAGACUGGGGAUUGGCUCUCCAAGGUGUUGCCGCGCCGUACCAAUUCUUCGAGUUCAGAGGAGACACGAGAUGGAUGUCACUGAAUAUACCAAGUUUCUGGAUGCCAUCAUCAACACCUCAAGAGAUGUGGAGUUGCUUCACCGAGAAGGGAUCAUUCAACCGCAUAUUGGAGAUGACCAGGACAUUGCAUAGUGGAAGUACAUUGCAAAUGUAAAUUGACAGUAUGAAUGUAAUUUGACAAUAUGAAUGUAAUUUGACAAUAUGAAUGUUUUGAUAAAUAUGUUUGAUUGUGCUAUGAGUAUAAUCUCGUUUA
This is a messenger RNA of Phoenix dactylifera (date palm), 587 nucleotides long. The record is from RefSeq and is a predicted model, not a curated record. Lineage: Eukaryota; Viridiplantae; Streptophyta; Magnoliopsida; Arecales; Arecaceae.